Messenger RNA from Chelonus insularis, 609 nucleotides. RefSeq lists its product as uncharacterized. The record is from RefSeq and is a predicted model, not a curated record. Bases 105 to 491 code for a protein of 128 amino acids. NCBI's taxonomy places the organism in Eukaryota, Metazoa, Arthropoda, Insecta, Hymenoptera, Braconidae. The transcript is spliced from 4 exons.
UAUGGUAAAUGAUCUUGCUAGGAAUAGUAAAAAUGUAUAAAUUAAAUAAUUUUAUAAGAAAGUUAAACAUUCUGGAUAUUUACAGAUGCAUUUGAGAUAAAACUAUGAUUGGAUACAUAGCGCUAUUUAUGCUCUACCAGGUUAAUGCAUACGAAAUAUUUUGUCCGAACAAUGAUGAAAAUGUAGCAAGAACAUGCUAUUAUCCAGCAGCUAUAUCAUCGUCAGACCAAGAAUUAUGUUGCUACAGUGUUGAACUGGACUAUUAUUAUUGUUGCCCUUUAAUUGAAAAUAGACGAAUGAUCAAUGGCAGAAAAAUAAGCGGAAUUAUUGCAGCUCUAGUAAUAUUAUUUUUAUUUAUUUUUUUUCUUUGCAUUAUCUGUACAAGAUGUCCUCUUCAUAAAUUAGUAAAAAAAAUCCAAAUACUUAUCACGAGAGGUAAUAAUUCAAUGAGAAAUGAUGAUACUGGAGGAGUUUCAGCCGAAGAUGUAUAAGGCCGUAUUAUAAAUUAAUGCAGUAAAUAUGUGUAUAUAUUAUCUGAAAUAUGUCAUUCGAUUAAUGUAUGCGUGUAUUUCUGUUGAAUGAAAAUUGAAGUAGUAUUACAAAAUCAGA